Messenger RNA from Empidonax traillii (willow flycatcher), 2043 nucleotides. Its product is annotated as protocadherin gamma-A7-like. Gene Ontology annotation, cellular component: plasma membrane. Gene Ontology annotation, molecular function: calcium ion binding. The record is from RefSeq and is a predicted model, not a curated record. Lineage: Eukaryota; Metazoa; Chordata; Aves; Passeriformes; Tyrannidae. Gene Ontology annotation, biological process: homophilic cell-cell adhesion. Bases 13 to 2043 code for a protein of 676 amino acids. The transcript is spliced from 5 exons.
GCGGCGGCGGCGAUGUGCUCGGCGGGGAGGCGCUGGGGCCGGCGGCAGCGAGUCCUGCUAUGGGGCGUCCUGCUGGCGGCCUGGGAGGCGGCGUGGGGGCAGCUGCGCUACUCGGUGCCCGAGGAGAUGCCCAAGGGCUCGUUCGUGGGUGACGUGGCCAAGGACCUGGGGCUGCAGAUAUCGGAGCUCCAAGACAGCGGCGUCCGCGUUGUCUCUGUCGGUAGGACGCAGUAUUUCACUCUGCACGAGAAGACGGGACAUUUAAUGACUGCCGAGAGGAUCGACAGAGAGCAGCUGUGCGAGAGUGUGGAGCAAUGCGUGCUGCGCUGUGAGCUGAUAGUGGAGGGACAGAUGCAGGUUUAUGGAAUCGAGGUGGAAAUCAUCGACAUUAAUGACAACACCCCGAGCUUCAAAGAAAUUGAGCUCGAAGAGAGAAUGAGCGAGACAACAGCCCCGGGGUCGCGGUUUCCCCUGGCCGAGGCUCACGACCCCGACUCGGGACAGAAUUCCCUGCAGAGCUACGAGCUGAGCGGCGACGAGCACUUCUCGCUGGCCGUGCAGACGGGUCCUGACGGGGAUCAGCGUCCCGAGCUGGUGCUGGCGAAGGCGCUGGACCGGGAGGAGGCGGCGUUCCACGAGCUGGUGCUGAGGGCGAUGGACGGCGGCGAUCCGGCCCGGACGGGCACGGCGCGGAUCCGCGUGACGGUGGUGGACGCGAACGACAACGCGCCCGUGUUCAGCCAGGCGGAGUACACGGUGCGUGUGGCGGAGGAUGUGCCCGUGGGCUCCGUCCUCGUCACUGUCACGGCCACCGACGCCGACGAGGGCUUGAACGGGCACGUGGAAUACUCGUUGAAGAAAAUAACAGAAAAAGCAACAAAGAUUUUCCAUCUGGACUCUAAGACGGGAGCGAUCACGUUAGUGCAGAGCCUUGAUUAUGAAGGAGGCGAUUCAUACGAACUCGAGGUGCAGGCACGGGAUGGAGCAGGGCUUUUCGACACGACAAAAGCCGCAAUCACCGUGACAGACGUAAAUGAUAAUGUGCCCGAGAUUUCUGUGCGCUCGGCAUUGAGUGAGAUUUCUGAGAAUGCCCCGCCAGGGACGGUGGUGGCCCUGCUGCACGUGCACGAUCGGGACGCGGGGGCCAAUGGCGAGGUGCACUGCUCCCUUGACGGGGACAUCCCGUUCCGCCUGGAGAAGUCCCUCGAGGGCUACUACCGCGUGGUGACAUCGAGAGAGCUGGACCGGGAGCAGCAGUCGGAGUACAACGUGACGGUGCGGGCGUCCGACGGCGGGUGGCCGGCGCUGCAGAGCAGCAGGGUGCUGGCGCUGCGGGUGCUGGACGUGAACGACAACGCGCCGGUGUUCUCGCAGGAGCGCUACAGCGCGCGUCUGCGGGAGAACAACGCGGCCGGCGCCGCCUUGCGCGGCGUGCCUGCCACGCACUUCGUGGGCAUCGACGGCGUCCGCGCCUUCCUGCACUCCUACUCGCACGACGUGUCUCUCACGGCCGACUCGCGCAAGAGCCACCUGCGCUUCUCGGCCGCCAGCUGCUGCGACACCCUCCCGGCCCGCCCGCCGCCCGACGAGCCCGCCCCGUUGCUCGGAGAGGAGGAACCUGCCAGUGACCGUCCCACCGACCCGGCCACUCCCCCGGUGAGUUCCUCAUGCCGGACUCGCUUCUCGCUGGCCGGCGCCGCCUUCCCGCCCGACUUCUGCGAGGGCACCUUGCCCUACUCCUACAACCUGUGCGUGGCCGCGCCGGCCCGCGCCGCCACCGAGGCCGCUUGGCCGCCGCCGCCGCUGCCCAUCCUGCCCGCCGAGGAGCUUCUGGCCGGGGAGCCCUGCGACAAGCCAAUCCUGAGCAGCAGCACCGCCGUGGAGCAGCCGACCACAGACCCUGACGCACCGCAGGUUCAGUUGAAAAUUUUUGUCUACGAAGUGACGAUCCGUGCUGCAGCGAGGCGGAGAGUCCGGCGGCACCAGCCGGGAGCGGCGAACAGCAAAGCUUAUCGGCUGGCGGCAGCUGGGAUCUGCCGGUAG